Carassius gibelio (silver crucian carp) is the source of this 2405-nucleotide messenger RNA. Its product is annotated as stathmin-2-like. Gene Ontology annotation, molecular function: tubulin binding. The transcript has 5 exons. The coding region runs from base 176 to 718 and encodes 180 amino acids. Lineage: Eukaryota; Metazoa; Chordata; Actinopteri; Cypriniformes; Cyprinidae. Gene Ontology annotation, cellular component: neuron projection; cytoplasm; growth cone. Gene Ontology annotation, biological process: regulation of microtubule polymerization or depolymerization; microtubule depolymerization; neuron projection development. The record is from RefSeq and is a predicted model, not a curated record.
AAUCUGCUGUUGCGCGGAGUGGAUCAGAACCAGUCAGCCGCUCCCAUUCCUCACAUCCCUCCGCGCUCCUCAUUGUGCUCUGCUGACUCAGUGCCUUAAGCAUCAUCCGCUCUCAACGCCACUGGCACAAACCUCGACCAGUGUGGAAAAUAACACGGAUUCAAGAAGGGACAACAUGGCCAAAACAGCUAUCGCAUACAAGGAGAAGAUGAAGGAGCUGUCCAUGCUCUCGCUCAUCUGCUCCUGCUUCAGCCCACAGACACGCAACAACCUUGUCUGUGAGUUUGAAGAUAUGGAAGUAAAGCCAAUAAACAAAAGGGCCUCGGGCCAGGCCUUCGAGGUGAUUCUGAAACCUCCCUCACCCGUGACAGACGUGGCCCACAGCAUCACCUCUCCUCCAAAGAAGAGGGAUAUGUCACUGGAGGACAUCCAGAAGAAGCUGGAGGCUGCUGAGAACCGCAGGAGGUCCCAGGAAGCUCAUGUGCUCAAAGUUCUGGCUGAGAAACGUGAGCACGAGAGGGAUGUGCUGCUCAAAGCCAUGGAGGAAAACAGCAACUUCAGCAAGAUGGCAGAGGAAAAGCUCAUUCUGAAGAUGGAGCAGAACAAGGAAAACCGUGAGGCCCAACUGGCAGCUAUGAUAGAACGCCUGCAUGAGAAGGAGCGACAUGCUGCAAUUGUUCGCAGGAACAAGGAGCUGAGGGAAGAACUAAUAGCGUGAAGUUAUUCUCCUCCUCAUACCCUUCAUCAGCAAACCCGUCAUCCUAUCCUGCUCACACACACACACACACACACACACACACAUAACCACUGGUAAACACCAGUCAGAACAACUAGUGUCACACUCGUAUACAGUUUGAACGGUCUUGCUUGAUUUCAUUAUGGAAGCCCGUUUCUGCCACUAAAUAAAAAAUAAAAAAAAGGUAACUGCGACUUUUUAUCUCGCAAUUCUGACUUUAGAACUCAAAAUUCUUAGAAAAUUGUGUGAUAUGAAUUGAAGAAAAAAAGUCCGAAAUGCAGUUAUAUAUCUCGUAAUUUUACCUUUAUAACUCGCGGUUUUUACUUUAUAAAACUUGUUAUAAAGUCAAAAUUGCAAGUUAUGAACUCGUAAUUCGGAGAAAGAAUUGUGAAAUAUAAAAGUCGCAAUUACCUAGUUUUAUUUUUUAUUCAUUGGCGGAAAGCGGCUUCCAUAUUACAUAGAGUAAUAGGAAGACACAAGUAUUAUUUUGUAAAUACAUCUUUUUUUAUCUCUCACUCUAUCGCUUUCUCUCUAUCUAUCUUUCUGUCUAUCAGAUUGAAUGAUUACAAAUCCCCACGACACGUUAUGUUGAUUCUCCUUUUAUUAUCAUCUGUCGAUUUCUCAGUUGUUUUGGUUGAGGCACGUCAGGUUUGAUCAUGUGAAAGGUUUUUGAUGUCGUGAGUAAGCUGCCCGCUUACGUUUAUAGUGUUAAAUGAUGUGAAGUUUGGUGUAAUUGUGAAGAAUGCAAAAAGCUUCAGUGCUCAGGCCCCAGAUUUCCAUUUUAAAAACGCAAACCUACCCAGACUCAUGAAUAUAUAGUGCACUUACAUUUAUAUACAGCAUGAUCAAGACAUUUUCCUGAACAAAUAGCUUGAAAUAUGAGUACUGAAACAAAUAAAAACAUGUUAAUAGUGUUUCAUUUGUAAGCAAAAAUGUAUUUUUAGUUUCUUUGCAUAUUAUCCUUCCAUAAAAUGAAAUAUAACUCUCUUGAAAUGUUACGCACAUCUGCAUGUCGAUCUCUUUUGUUGGCUGAUGUUUGGAAAACACUGCACCCUUUCUGGACCCUUUGGACAAGAGUCUAGACAGCUUGACAUAGCCUGCGUUAUAUUACAAAGGAAAAGGAAAAAAAAUAAGCAGCCGAUUCUUACCCUGUUGCUCCCUAUGAGCGAGGUUUUCUUUUCGUUGACCUGCCCCGUUCCUCUUCAUUGAUUCAGGCCUUCGGCACUCAAGGCUGAUGUAGUAGACAUCUUCAUUAGUGCAGCGGUGUAAUAAAGGGAGUCGUAUAUCUCUGAAUGUUCUGGCAUCUGCCUGGCUUGAUAAAAUAGGUAACAUCUUUACCAGCUGAAUGUAUCCUCAUAUACUCCCCACUACAGCUUUUGACGUGUGACUUUUCUAUUUGUUUGUUUUCGUGCGACUGGAGUAAGUGUGUGUAUGUGUGUGUGUGUGUGUCCACAUUAGGUUGACCGAGAAUUUGUGUCCUAUCUCUCUGGAAGUGAAGUAAUGCGGAAUAUGCACUGAAUGAUAAUGAUUUUACUUGGAUUUGUUUUUCAUAUCACUGUCUCCUCUAUAAAUAUGCUUGAAGUGUCUUCGGCUGCCGAAAUUGUCUUUUCCCCCUCUCAUUUCUGUGUGUGCAAAAUUUGGUGAAAAUAAAGGUUUGGGGUUCUGUGAA